AGAAAACCUGAGUUAAGCCCAAAUAUAGCUAACUAACACACUAAUCUUGCACAAUGGCACGGGCCACAGAUGUUAAUAAUCAGUGGACAACAGCUAGGUUUAGCUAGCUAGCUAACUGACAUUACCCAAACCGAAAUCAAGCAAAUGGAAAGCUACUAGACAGAAUUGUGGGCUCACUUGUGCUGAGACAGCUAAAUUGUAUGUUCAGAAACCAGUGUUACACUACUGUCAUCAGUUUUUUCAACAAUGAGUAGUGCAAGGAAUUAUAAUUUGAAAUUUGUAAUUACAUUGCAGUUACUUAUCCCAUUAGCGCUCCAUUACCACAACAGUUUGCAGGUAGACUUGAUUGCCGUCUUACUGGUAGUUUGAUGGAAGGUUGAUAUCAGUUCAGUGCGUUCAGUGGACAGACUGGUCCGGUACAUGCUAGCUUAAUGUGGGGGCUACAAAUAAAAGAACAGAAAUGCAAGUCCAGAAGAUGGAACAUGUGGAGGCUUUGAAGAUGUUUAAAAGGCACCUUUGAUGGACCUGAUGGCGGAGUAACGAAACUAAGACUUAUUUCCCAUCUCCGUGCACCCUCACUCUGCAUCUGGAAGAUAUCAACUUGCCUCAUUUCAGAUAAACUUUUAAAUAUUUCUUCUUAAAACGAGGACUGUAGAUUUUGUCCCGCAUCACUUGCAUUGUAUUAAUGUCCAGUAUGAAGAGGAGGAAUGAUGACAGUAAGCAAACCGGUUUUAUUGUAAAUAUGGGCACCUGACCGUUGUUUUACAACAGACUUGAAAAACUGUGAACUUGUCCUUUAAUAUUACCAGAAAAACCGAGAAUUUGUACCUUUAUAUGAAGCAGAAGUGAAUUAGACACGACUGUGAAGAAGCUCUACGACACUAAACUUGAAUGUUAAACUCAGUCAACUUUCUCUUUCACUCAUUCAUUCAGUCAGUCAGUCAGUCAGUCAGGGUUUCCCUGUGUAAUGAGAUUACAUGGGAUUAUAAAACCUCAUCUGUUUGUAAUCCACACCACUCAAUCCCAUUUCACUGCUCACACACACACACACACACACACACACACACACACACACACACACACUAGUAAUUAAUUCUCUCUGGUGCUACACAAUGAUCUCUCCUCUUAUUCUUUUCCCAUUUAAUCCCUUUCUUCUUCUUCUUCUUCUUUUGUCAUAUAAAUUAUCUCCUCGUGUCAUUUCCUCGUUUCCAUCCUUCCUCACUUCCUUCCCUCUCUUUCUUUCUUUCCUCCCUCCCAUCUAAUCCCUCCUUUCCUCACUUCUUCUUCUUCUUUUUUUUUUUUUUUUUUAAAUGACCACUUGUUCACUGAUCAGCGGUCAGUGUGUGAAGAACAUGCGUCCCUCUCGCCACCAGAGCUCGCAUGUGAGCCAUUACUGGACACACACACACACACGGAUACACACACACACACAUGCGCGCGUGCACGGGGCAAGGGGUUGCAGAGCCCCCCUUCCCCCCUCAAAAAAAAGAAAAAAGUGAGGAUGAAGGAAAAUAAAAACUUCCCAUUUAAGCGAAUCAAGCAGCUCGUGAGAAAGUUUAUGAAACAGCAAAACGAAAGAUCUGACCGAUACCCUUCGCACACACAAACACACUCACACACAUCAAUGGGGUGUAAUAAAGUCCUCCCACUCUCUCUCCACCAAUCACAUGCUCAGUCCUGCUGAGAGUCUUCAGUGAUUGGCUCAGUCGGCUGUCGGUCAUGUAUGGAAGGAGGCGGGUCCCGGACGGGGGGCUGACCUGGAGUCCGAUCCAGUAGCUUUUACGCACAGACCGGACAGUCCGCUUUCCACGCACGGAAAACAAGAGUGAGAGCCUAAUCUGGAUAGAGAGAAGAAGAAGAAGAGGAGGAAAGAGAAGAAACAGAAAGAGAAUUUGGAAAAAGUCAGAGGGAGGAAAAAAAAAAAAAAAGGAGAAAAGAGGCACAAGUGUUUUUCCCAGUUGGAAAGAGAUUGAGGAAAGUGUGUGUGUGAGUGUGUGUGAACGGGAGAGACAGAAGGAGAGAGUGUGUGUGCGCCUUCACCACUCUCCACUUCUUCCAGCACCACCACCACCACUACCACUACCACCUCCAUGUCACUCCCCGGCUCUCCUCCGCUCCUCUCGCCGGGCUCGGGCGCCCCUACUCCGGCCGCGCUCUACCGCUCCGCACCGGACGCGCUCCUCACCUCCGUCGCCUCCACCGGCACCUCCAGCCCGGCGCACACCAACUCCAACUCCCACUCUCACUCACACUCCUUGUCUCCGUCUCCGCGGCUCACCAGCAGCAUGCUCAGCGCGUUCCUACCCGGACCAGGAGGCGCGCUGGCCGGCUUGGGCAACGGCGGCGCCGCCCCGCUGGUGUCCGGAGGCGGUGCCGCUUUGGGUCCGCUCGGCGGGCUCGGCUCGCUGAGCACAGCCGGCCUGACCCCCGGUUCUCCCGGCUUGGCGCAGACCUCCUCCAGUCCCGGUCUUUGCAGCGAGUGCAAGCUGGUGGAGGUGCACGGCGUGAAGGUGGCCAGUUUCAGCGUGGACGGCCAGGAGCUGAUCUGCCUGCCGCAGGUGUUCGACCUCUUCCUGAAGCACCUGGUGGGAGGGCUGCACACAGUCUACACCAAGCUGAAGAGGCUGGACAUCUCGCCGGUGGUGUGCACCGUGGAGCAGGUGCGCGUCCUGCGGGGGCUCGGCGCCAUCCAGCCCGGCGUGAACCGCUGCAAGCUCAUCUCCAGGAAGGACUUCGAGACGCUGUACCAGGACUGCACCAGCGCCAGCUCUCGUCCGGGCCGUCCUCCGAAGCGUUGUUCUGGUGCAGGGAUCCAGGAAAGCCCCAGGCUGCUGCACCCGGGCCUCCCCGGCCUGCUGUCCCCCAACCUGCUGUCACACACUGGCCUGACAGCAGCAGCGAUGGCUGAGCUCCAGAAGCUUCAGAAGAUGAAGAUGAUGAUGAGUCUCCAGAACGGCAACGAGUCCGACAACGACGACCUGCACUCCAACACAGGAGGGAGUGAGUGUUCCUGGGAUAAGGAGCGUCUGACCAGCCCCCCUGCUGGAGCCCACAGCGGAGGCCUGGGAGGAGGAGGAGGAGGCGGAGGAGGAGGAGGAGGAGGUGGUGGUGGUGGCGGUGGCGGUGGCGGUGGUGGAGGAGCACCAGCAGGAGCUGUGGGAGGAGGAGCCGGAGGUGGUGCAGCAGGAGGUGGAGGGAGGGGGCCUGCCAUCGGAGCUGUCAAUCAACAACAACUCCAGCAGCAGCAGCAACAGCUACUCGCUAACAGGUUGGACCUGCCCUUCAUGAUGAUGCCCCAUCCUCUGCUGCCCAUGGGGUUGCCGCCUGCGUCCGUAGCCAUGGCGAUGUCACAGAUGAACCACCUCAACACCAUCGCCAACAUGGCCGCCGCAGCUCAGCAGAUACACACUCAUGUACACCGCGCGCCUGUCAUCAAGGAAAGAGUGUGUGACAGUCCCUCUCUCUCUCCGUCUAUCGAUGAGACCAACACUCCUCUGCAGUCACAGCCCAGCAGCUCGGCCUCCAGCUCGCCCGAAAGACUGGGACUGGUGUCAGCUGAUGCAGAUGUUGCACUGACCAACCCUGCUGCACCCAUCAAGAAAAUAACAAAGGACAAAGAAGAGUCUUCGCUGGGACAAGCCCUGCCCCCCGGCUUCCCCGCUCCGUUCCUAUUCGCUGACGGCCUGUCGUCAGUGGAGACCCUGCUCACCAACAUACAGGGCCUGUUGAAGGUGGCGGUGGAGAACGCCCGGGUCCAGGACAAACAGAUCCAGGCGGAGAAGAGGGAACUGAAGAUGGAGCUCUACAGAGAAAGAGAGAUGAGGGAGAGUCUGGAACGACAGCUCACCUCCGAACUACAGAGCAGAGCCUCCAUCCAGAAGCGUCUGAAGAAGGAGAAGAAGGCCAAGAGGAAGCUGCAGGAGGCGCUGGAGUUCGAAUCCAAGAGGAGGGAGAGAGUGGAGGACGCUCUGAAACACUCGUCCUCGUCCUCCCCCUCUCCUGAGCCGCUGCACGCCGCCAACAACAACAAGAACGACGCUGCUGUAGCCGAGGAUAAACCUGAACUUAAUGGAAACCAGCAAGACAACGGCGCUGUACAAGAAUCCCGGGCGUUUCUGAAGACCCCCAUGAUGUUCUAGAGAGAGGGAGACUCCGCCUCCAGAAACCCCGCCCCUUCUCCACCUUUCCCCCCUUCCUCCUCCUCCUCCUCCUCCUCCUCCUGCACAGAAGAACUCCACCAGCCCGUUUCCGCAGCAACCACAGCUUCCUCGGCUGCCUGGAUCACCAUGGCGAUGACCUCCCCAGGCGGGAUACUGUCUUUGCUAACAACGCAACCUUUUUUUUGGCGUUGCUAUGAAACAAUGAGACUACUAAGAGACACGCCCCCUGACUCGGACUCACCGGGGGUCGUAUCUCUCUCUCUCUCUCUCUCUCUCUCUCUCUCUAUCUAUCUUUUCUUCUCUCUUUCUUCCUCUUUUUAGAAACUUCACUCCAUUCAUUCCUCCUUUUCUCUCCCUGCACCGUGACUUUUUUCUCAUCCCUCGUUUUGUUUCAAAACUGAAAAAAAUAAAAAUUAAAUGAGCAAAAAGGGGGCGAGGAAAAUUUACCACGAAGCAAACGGACCGGACCGGACCGGACCGGACCGGACCGACGUCAACAGGAACUCUCGGUUGGACAUCGUUUGGGAAAAGUGAACAGCAGGGAUCCGUUUGAUUGGACGAUUCAGACUUUUUUAAAAAAAAAAUGGUCCAAUGACAGGAUGCGAUCCACGAUGAAUGAUUCUGAUUGGUGCUGACAGAACAAGAACGGUUUCAUGAAGAGACUAAAAAAAAAAAUUUAAAAAAAAAUGUUAUUUACGUUCUGUAAAGGGAAAAAAAAAAAAAAAAAAAGUUCGACCCCCCUCUGGAUGUGACGCGACUACAGGCUGUCGACACACUCUGAUUGGACGGUAAUCAACUAAUCGGAGGAGCUCAGGACUGGAGGAGGAGGGGGUUCAGCUUAUGAAAAAAAAAAAAAGAAGUGUAAAGAAAACUAUUGGGAAGGAAAAAAAAUGAGAAAACGACUUGGGAGGCUAUUUCUGUCUCUCAUGUUUCAUUCAUUUUUGUUUUCCGUACAGGGACUGAAAAGAAUGCAUGGGAAAACUUUUCUUAUGUUGUCAUUUGGCUUAUUUUAUCCUCCGUACACUCCUUACCUCUGACUCUCUCUCUUCUUCCCUCUCUUAUAAUCUUUUCUUCCUCUUUUUUCGGUUAAUUCCUCCCCCCUUUAUUUUUCACUAUUUUCUAUAAAACAGCUCCUCUUCCUCUUAUACGUUCUCACUCUUCUUUUCUCCUGUCCCUUCUACAUCUCUUCUUCUUCUUCUUCUCUUCAUUUUCUGUCCUUUUCUUCUUCCUGUCUCUGUAAGGAGGCAUUACUCUGAAAAUGUUGGAUGCAGCUUUUCAAUGUAUGAAGUGUUUUCUAUCACCCUUAAAAAAACAAAAAAAAAACAAAAAAAAAAAAACAACCCUGUGAAAUCUGUUUCU
This is a messenger RNA of Thunnus maccoyii (southern bluefin tuna), 5519 nucleotides long. It is a transcript of the gene dachb, whose product is annotated as dachshund b. The coding region runs from base 2091 to 4139 and encodes 682 amino acids. The transcript has 14 exons. The record is from RefSeq and is a predicted model, not a curated record. NCBI's taxonomy places the organism in Eukaryota, Metazoa, Chordata, Actinopteri, Scombriformes, Scombridae.